UUGACUGGGAGGAUGCGCUGCCUCCCAAGGAGAUGAAUCCAGCAGAAAGGCACUGUAGAAAUGCUGAUGUCGUACUAUGUCUGGGAACUAGUUUGCAGAUAACUCCUGCAUGCAAUCUGCCACUUAAAUGUCUUCGUGGUGGGGGAAAGAUUGUGAUUGUGAAUCUUCAGAAAACACCAAAGGACAAGAAAGCAAGUUUGGUGAUCCACGGGUUUGUAGAUAAGGUUAUUGCAGGAGUCAUGGACUUGCUGAAUUUGCGUAUCCCUCCAUAUAUCAGGAUUGAUCUUUUCCAGAUCACUGUAACUCAAUCCUUGAGUGCAGAUAAAAAAUUUGUUAACUGGACCAUCCGAGUAGGAAGUGUGCAUGGACAAAAUGCGCCACUGUCAUUCAUCAAAUCUGUGGAGGUUUCCUUCUCCGACAAGAUAAAGUACAAACUAGCCAGUCUAGAUAAGCAGCCGUUUCAGCUGAAGAGGAGAACCAUUACUACUGAAGUAUUUGACAUCAUGUUGAAACUCAAUUUUAGUGAUGGUUGUGGUUGUCAGUGCACCCAAAUCACUAUCCCUUUUGAUUUUAAGGUUUCAGCGAAGAGUUUUGAACCUGACAAGGAGGAGAUAUUCCAAAAGCUAAGCGAGGCUGCAGUGGAAGAAUUUCGGUGUGGGCAGAAUUCACUCAUUGAGAGGAAGGUUUUUUCAUCCCCCAAAAGCGAGGCCACUGUCUAUGCCAUUGUAACCAACAUCAAAGGUUUCGAAUCUCAUCCUCUGAGUAACAGCGAUCUCAAAUGGCAAAAGGGAAGUGUGAAUGGUAUUGAAACAUCUCGGAAACGAUCAAACAGUCGUAAGCGUAAAUCACGACCAUAGACAACAAAGGCUAGCGAUUCGAGUUUUGUAUAUACGUUACUCUUCGUUAGAAUGAUUAUAACUCACAGGUCACAACAUAUUUUGCUGAGUGAAUUUUGUUAGAUGUUACACUCAGUCUCCCCAGCUAUGGAAAGGAUACAGCCAGCUACUUGUUUCAACAGAUUAUGAAUACAUUUAGUUCUUCAUAGCAGGCAUUUCUCUAUGUAUAGUUUUAGUGAUGACUAGGAUCAUUUCCUGAUUGGAGCUCUUUUAAGUUUUUAAGGAUCUCGUGACAUAUGCGUUUAAAUUUACUUAUGGUUGAAUUAAUUUUUUU
Pistacia vera is the source of this 1170-nucleotide messenger RNA. Its product is annotated as NAD-dependent protein deacetylase SRT1-like. The transcript is spliced from 9 exons. NCBI's taxonomy places the organism in Eukaryota, Viridiplantae, Streptophyta, Magnoliopsida, Sapindales, Anacardiaceae. The record is from RefSeq and is a predicted model, not a curated record. The coding region runs from base 33 to 857 and encodes 274 amino acids.